AUGACCAUCGACAGUAUCCGUUCUUAUUUGUUAAUUCCGUCAAAGAAUUACCAACUCAUUGAAACAGAAAUCCCACCAUUCCAACGAUGUCUUCUGAUCCUUUGGUCUCUUUGCAUUGCAACCCUCGGCAGCCUUCUAUAUUGGAUACUCCUCUUUCCUAAUGGUGAAGUAGCUCAGUGGUUAACCUUGAAAUACUUCCAAUUCAGGGCACGGCGAUACUCUUCAAGUUCAAAGGACCUUCGUGAAUCCGAGGUUGCUUACCUUGCGCACAUGCGUCUCCUAUCGUCCCGUACUCAGGGCGACCUUCUCUACCAGUGGAUCACUUUGGAGAAUCUCAAAUUGGUAUUGGACAUACUACUCAUGGUCGUCGAACUAUAUGAAAUUAUCCGGAACUCCUUCGACAAGGGAGGAGCGAGCCACGAGCAGCGCAGAACCGAGCGUGACACCCGACAAGCCCGAAGGGACUCCGAUCCUUCAAGCUCACAAACAGCCGACUAA
This is a messenger RNA of Fusarium coffeatum, 498 nucleotides long. RefSeq lists its product as uncharacterized. The coding region runs from base 1 to 498 and encodes 165 amino acids. The record is from RefSeq and is a predicted model, not a curated record. The transcript is spliced from 2 exons. Lineage: Eukaryota; Fungi; Ascomycota; Sordariomycetes; Hypocreales; Nectriaceae.